GAGAGAGCCAAGUUAACAUGAGUUUGACUGAGAAAGACAAGGCUGCCGUCAAGGCCCUGUGGGCCAAAAUCUCCAAGUCCUUGGAUGCGAUUGGGGCUGAUACCAUGGGCAGGAUGCUCAGCGUGUACCCGCAAACCAAGACCUACUUCUCCCACUGGCCAGACAUGAGCCCCGGUUCUGCCCCUGUGAAGGCCCACGGAAAGAAGGUGAUGAGUGGAGUUAGUCAGGCUGUUGCCAAGAUUGACGACCUGACCAACGGCCUGCUGGAGCUCAGCGAGAAGCACGCCUUCCAGAUGAGAGUGGACCCGGCCAACUUCAAGAUCCUGUCCCACUGCCUUCUCGUGGUGAUUUCCUCCAUGUUCCCUAAAGACUUUACCCCCGAGGCCCACGUCGCUCUGGAUAAAUUCCUGGCCAACGUGGCUCUGGCUCUCUCUGAGAGAUACCGCUGAGCUGCCCGCAGUGGGGAAUGCGGUGUGCCACACAUGACCAUGUAACCCAU
Messenger RNA from Toxotes jaculatrix (banded archerfish), 499 nucleotides. RefSeq names its product hemoglobin, alpha embryonic 5 (gene hbae5). Gene Ontology annotation, cellular component: hemoglobin complex; haptoglobin-hemoglobin complex; blood microparticle. Gene Ontology annotation, molecular function: peroxidase activity; oxygen carrier activity; iron ion binding. The transcript is spliced from 3 exons. Gene Ontology annotation, biological process: hydrogen peroxide catabolic process; oxygen transport. The record is from RefSeq and is a predicted model, not a curated record. Bases 18 to 449 code for a protein of 143 amino acids. NCBI's taxonomy places the organism in Eukaryota, Metazoa, Chordata, Actinopteri, Toxotidae.